Messenger RNA from Scheffersomyces stipitis CBS 6054, 2466 nucleotides. RefSeq names its product serine/threonine/tyrosine protein kinase (gene MPS1). The record is from RefSeq and is a predicted model, not a curated record. Bases 1 to 2466 code for a protein of 821 amino acids. The transcript is spliced from 2 exons. Gene Ontology annotation, biological process: meiotic spindle assembly checkpoint signaling; mitotic spindle assembly checkpoint signaling; protein localization to kinetochore. Gene Ontology annotation, cellular component: kinetochore; spindle; nucleus. NCBI's taxonomy places the organism in Eukaryota, Fungi, Ascomycota, Pichiomycetes, Serinales, Debaryomycetaceae. Gene Ontology annotation, molecular function: protein serine/threonine/tyrosine kinase activity; protein serine/threonine kinase activity; ATP binding.
AUGUCGUUCCGAACCAGAGCAUCGCCGACAGCGAGAGAAUCGCCUUCAGGCCUCAUACGAUCCAACCAGAGCCAUAAACGACAGUUUGCCAACGAUGACGACAAUACGUUUCUUCCACCAGCAUUGAGUUCAUACAGUAUAGCUUUGUUGAACGAUAGAACAAAGAAUCUGCCGUCAACUACCACUUCUAACGUGACUGGAAUUUAUGAGUUGGAUUUUCCGGAACUGGCCAAACGAGUCGACCAGCUCAAAAACCGACUUUCUGUACACUUCAAAGAGUCGCUACCUACUUCCUCUUUGCAUCUACAGACAGACAACGAUAUAAUACUGAAUGGAAAUGAUAUAAAACUGAAUAGAGAUCAACUGGUAGGAUAUAUUUCUAUCAACAGCUCAAAAAUCCAGACGAAUACCUCUUUCCACGAAUCAAACCAGCCUAUCUCGUCACACAGUUCGUUCAAUAACUACAGCGCUCAUACCCAUAACACGUCUGUGGAUGAAGAUCUAAUGAACGAUGGUUCUUCCUCACCACAUACCUCGGCUUCCAGAACACCUGCCACUACUCCGGGAAGCAAUACCAGCAAUCCCGGAGUCGUCAACUCUGCUUCGAGGCCAGCAGUGCAUACUAUUAAGAGAAUGAGAGGAGCAAGAAGGUUUGGAAGAGUCUUGGGUCCUCCUCAGAGGGCCUCUAGAAUCAGUGAUAUACAAGAUAAGAUAGAUCUCGAUACGAAUAGUAAUAAUGCCGGCAUUGAACACAGUAACGAGAAAGAAAUCGACUUGGAUAUGGAAAUAGAAGUCGGCAGAAGCACACCACCAGUGUUUUCUUUGGGCGAGUUUUCGCCCAAAGUCAAGCGUCAUACUCAGCCGACGCAUUUAUUAAACUCUAAUGUUAAGUCAGAUCUGAAUUUAAACUCCAUGUCAAAUUCUACGUCAAAUACAACUUUAAAGUCCAAUGAUAGCAUCCAUAUGGACCUUGAUUUCUCGUCCAAGGAGAAAGGUGAAGAGUUGCGCCGUCGUAUAGAAGAAAGAAAGGCAUUGAAUGAAUUGGAAAUGAACUAUCAGAGGUUGAGAGGUUCUUCUAAUAAGGACCGCAAGAUAGAAGAAGUUAUCUAUGAUUUUCCUCAGGAUAGAAACAGUAAUAUUGACAUGAUUAACGAAAAAGUACCAGACAGGCAAGAAAACAUAGCGUCCAAACGCAUUCUGGACCUCUUCGAAAACAUACAACAAGAAAAUAUGGACGAUAUCCCAGCAAGAGGAAAGAAAGCAGCAGCCAUUUCGGAAAGAAAGCCCUUGUCAAACGUUGAAGUUAAUACGUUCGCUGUCUCCAACAAUUUCGAAAAUUUCAGGAAACCAAAAUUACCCAGAACAUCCAGUGAACGCCCUUCUUCAUCAAUAGGACCAGAUGAGCAGAAAAAGAAGAAGUCCAUCAUUAUUAAUGGCAACCAUUACGAGAAGUUAGAGUUACUCGGUAGAGGUGGAACUUCUAAGGUAUACAAAGUAAAGGCUAUAGCCAACAACAGAUUGUACGCAAUUAAGAAAGUGACAUUUGACCAGUUUGACGAGGCUUGUGUAAAAGGAUUCAAAGGCGAAAUCGACUUACUUUUGAAGCUCAAGCAUGCUGAUAGGGUAGUCAAGUUAAUAGACCAUGCUGUUUGUGAAGGAUCGAUAUACUUGGUAAUGGAAUGUGGAGAUCUUGAUCUUGCUCAUGUAUUGCAGAAUAAACUAAGCAUGCACAAGGAGUUGGAUUUGAAUUUUGUGAAGUAUCACGCUAUUGAAAUCUUAAACUGUGUGAAAGCUGUUCAUCAAUCUGGAAUUGUUCAUAGUGACUUGAAGCCAGCCAACUUUCUAUUCGUAAGAGGAAUACUCAAGAUCAUUGAUUUUGGAAUUGCAAAUGCUGUACCUGAUCACACUGCCAACAUCUAUCGUGAGUCUCAGAUUGGAACGCCUAAUUACAUGGCACCAGAAGCUUGGGUAGAAGUAAGCCAGACAUUUCCUGGAUUGCCUAUUACUGACCAGAACAACUCGAAACAGAGAAAUACAUGGAAAGUAGGAAAGCCAUCAGAUGUUUGGUCGUGUGGCUGUAUGAUCUACCAAAUGAUUUAUGGAAAACCUCCAUAUGGAGCGUAUUCUGGAAAUCAACGAGUCAUGGCCAUCAUGAACCCACAAGUCAAGAUUCAGUUUGGAACCAAGGGACUCGGAGGAGUAGCUGUACCCACCAGUGCCAUUGAGCUUAUGCAAAACUGUUUGGCACGAAACCCCAACGAACGUUGGACUAUUGAACAAUGUUUGAAUAGUGACUUCUUGAGCCCCAAAAUUGUAAGUGAGAGUUUUGUGAGAGAUUUGGUUCACCUGGCAGUGAACUAUGGCUACAACAAAAGAAUAAAUGGAGGAGGUCCCAUGACCACCGAUGUUUACGAUGCAUUAGUUGAUUCUGUUUUAAAGCAGAUUGAAAACUUGAAUUAUGGAUAG